CAGCAUGCUGGGAGCGGAGGGCGGGGCUUUCUUGUUCCUCUUUCUCUCUCGCACUGUGAUGGUGGCGGAUGCUGACGCGCUGGCUCUGGGGCUCCCCACCCCCACGUGCUCUGGUCUAACCGCCGGGGGUCUGCGCUGUCAGCUGCCCGCGGGGGCGGGAGGGGCCCUGGGCGCUACGAUUUGAGAUUGCUUCUGCACUUGAGUUGGCAAUCCCUUUAAGAAAAGAACACUUCAUAAGAAGUAAACAGACUAAAGGAGCCAAAGAGGGGGGAAAAAAGCGCAAUAGAGAUUGCAAGUUCAGAGACAAUCCUGAGGAUUCGGAUUCGUGAUAGAGCAGUGAGGCGUGUCUUUGUGGUAGCAGGCUUGCUUGCUUUUUUCCACACUUUCCAUGAAAAAAAAUGCAGUCAGUCCCUGUGUUUUGAUGCAUCUCACAUUUUACUUCAGCCUCCGGACAUCGCAUUCAAGUUUAGAAAAGAUGCCAAAGACCGCAAAAGUCACCCCUAAAGACCGUGUCGCUCAGUUUGGCAAGGAUAAAUUUCACACUGAUGGUACUGUGCUGUUCUGCACUGCAUGCAACAAAGCUGUAGAUCAUGUUCGAAAGCAGACAAUUGUAGAACACAUGGAAAGCGCUAAGCAUAAACAUAAUGAAAAGAGACGAAGAGAAGAUGCUGAAACAGCAGGGCCAUCAACAGUAAAGAAACAAUGUACUGACACUGCAGCAUUACAGCAUUCCUCAGUUGCCAAAGACCACCGUGACACUGUCACUUUGGAUUUUGUUCGAAUGUGUUUACAAGCAGACCUUCCUCUGCAAAAAAUGGAUUUACCUGUUGUCAGGGAUUUUUUGAACAAACACGUCGAGGGAGGCAGUGCCAUUCCCAAGUUAGAUCAGUUGUAUUCCCACCUGCCACCUCUUUUUGAAGAGGAAAAACAGCGUCUUAUUAAUGACUUUGAGGGAAAUUUCAUUGCUGUAGUCACCAAUGAAACAAUCGACUUUGAAAAUAAACCAGUUUUCAACAUUUUAUUUCAGGUGCUCAGGGUACGCCCUCCUAGGCAUGUGGACAUUCCUGCACCGCAGCUGGUAAAGACCGUGUACCUGGGGAAUGUUGAUCAUGCCACCAUUUCACAAGCCUUGAUUUCUUGUAUGGUGGAAUUUAGCAUCCCACUUGAGCGAAUACUAGCAUUUGUUACAGACGGUGCAAGCUACAUGGCAAAUGCUUGGAAUGCUGUGCUUUGCAAUCUGUGGUCAAACUGUGUGCAUAUUCGUUGCUAUGCACAUGUAGUUGCUCUAGCAGGAAAUACUUGGCGAGAUACCUUCAAGCAAGUGGAUCGCUUUGUUGCUUUGAUGAAGACACUUUUAGUGAAAGCUCCAGCUCGUCGUGCACGGUUCUUGAGAUACCUGAAGGAACAGAGUGUUGAUUCACCAACACUUCCACCUGAACCAGUUGUGACCAGGUGGAAUACAUGGUUCAAUUGUGUAAAGUACCAUGCACAGCACUACCAGCUCUACCAUGGGUUUGUAGAGCAUGAACGAACAGAACAAGGGGAUACAUCUGUUCUGCGGGAACUAGCUAGCCUGUUAGUGGUAGAAGACCUACACACUGACCUUAAGUACAUUGCAGAGAACUGUGGACGCCUGGUGACAGCACUGGACAUUUUACAGUCUCAAAAACGCCAAAUACACAAAGUGUACAACACUGUCCUGGAUUUAAUUUCAUGGCUGGAGCAUCUUGCAUCAUCAACUGAUAAUGUGAAAGGGUCCACAGCUGCUCAAAGUGCUGCUGAUAAACUGAGACAAUACAAUGUAAAAAAUAAACAGCCGGCAAUUGAUUUUCUCCGCGCUGUUCGUGCACUGGAUCCUAAACAAAUUGGUGCUGUUUAUACAGAUUAUGAAACUGUGAAACAGGCAUUAAAGCUGCCCAAUGAAUGCAACAUGGAAUGGCCAGUGUAUUUAGGGAUUGUCAAAGACGGGUUUGCAGACGUUGAGGAUCCCAUUCAGUUCUGGAUGGCUGUUGAAGAUCGCAUUCCCAACCUGGCAAAAUAUGCAAUGGUUCUUCUCCAACUGACUGUAAAUUCAUCUGAUGUGGAAGGAAGUUUCAGCAAAUUUGGGGUUCUUUUCAGUGCUCAGCACCAAUGCCUGAAAGAUGAAAAUGUGGCUGGAAUGCUGCAACUCACUGAGGACCCCGCAAGAGCAGCUGACAUCGCAGCAAGGUCUGACACACUCCAGCAACUCACCAAGGAUCCCCCAGGAGCAGCUGACAUCGCAGCAAAGACUGACGCACUCCAGCAGCAUACUGAGGACCCCCCAGGAGCAGCUUAUGUUGCAGAAAAGACUGGUACACCCCAACAGCUCACCGAGGACCUCCUAGAAGCAGCUUUCAUUGCAGCAAGGACCAGCACACUCCAGGAGCUCACCGAGGAGCACAGGAGCAGCUUACAUUGCAGCAAAGACCAAUGCACCCCAGCCGCACACUUCAGCAACUCUCCGAGGAACCGACCCAUGGAGCAGCUUACAGGGUUCCCUGGUGUGGCCCCCUUAUCCAGCCAGUUAGGGUGAGGCAGGUAUAGAUUGGUGGGCUCUGAGGCUUCCUGCUUUGGGUGGACCUCCCAAGUCUAGACUGCCUGGGCUUCAUAGAAGCUCCCCAAUGGGUGGGGUGUGGCAGGGCACUCUGGGCACACCUGCUACUUUAGAAGUGAGUCAGGCUGCAGGAGCCAGGAUGUGGGGGAAGAGCUGGCAAUCAGGCCAGUCAUGUGACCCUCUAGGGGUGGGGCCAGCCAGAAGCCAGAGCAGGCAAUCUGCUGCUGGCCAUGUAAUAUCUGGUGGAAAGUGGAUGGGGCUGUGGGGGAGGGGGAGGUCCCAGUAGGGGCAGGGGGCCCAUGGAAUGAGUGCAUGACCCCAGGAGGGCUGAGAAGAACAGAUCACCCAUGUGGGGCUGGAUUAUAGAACUUAAGGCUUAAAGUUUAAAAAAGCUUUGAGCUGUAUUUUGUGUUUCUUUUCCCUUUGUCCUAUAAUAAAUCUGUCUCUGGUUGGGGCACUGCUUACAAGGGGGAAGUUUGUUCAUUCAGGACACCCCAGUUUAAAUCUAAUUGUCCCAGGUUUCUGCAUGGGGACUUGAGCAGAAGCUAAAUUUGAACCUGGCCCUUAUUGCUGCCAAGAGAUGCAGGGAGCAGAGCAGGAGGGGCUGGCACUGCUUAGAGCUACAAAGCAGUAGGGGACAGCUGCAGCUGGACCUGUGGCUUGGUACAGCGUGGGGGAGCUGCUGCUGGGAGGGAAUGGGCAGGGGCUGUGGGCACUAGGAGGACUGUGGCUUGGAAGUAAGGGGCAGGGCAGGGCACCAGCAUGUCAGGGCUGUUCAGUCCACAAAGCAGGGAGGGGGUAUGACAGCUGCAGCUGGACCCAUGUCCUGUUGAGUGAAAAGGGCAGGGGAAGCUCUGACUUUUUUCAUGAUAAAAAAAUGCCAAAAUAUAUAGGUAUUUAUUUUAUUAUAAUGAUUGAGGCACUGGCAGGCUUCCAAAUUGCUUUAAAAGUGUAAAUAUAUCAGUAAAACAUUGUGUUCAACUGAUACCUUUAUAUAUACAGUGGUGGUCCAUUUUAAUUAUAGAAAAAUGCAGAUAUGGUGGGGGGCGUUAUUCAGAGAAUUUUGGAUUUUCUUAACAGAGGAAACCAGGAUCCCUGCUUAUCAGUGCCUGAUUGGCUCUCUUGCUAUGGUGGCUUGGGACUGGCCAUCAUGUAGUCAUACACCUUUUAUGGGAUUUUGCUUUUAAUUGUUUGUUUCUAGUGUUAUCUUAAUGACUGAUUCCAUUAAAUAGUUUUGGAAACUUAGGCCCUAAAAAAAUCAAUAGUCAUGGGAUGUAUGUCACUUCUUCCUCGGCUGCCUAAGGAAAACUUUACAAGGCAAGAAAGGGCUUAAAGUCAGAGUCUGGAGUUUUUCCUCUCUUUUGCUGACAAUAUAGGUGGUGAAGGAUCAAAAUAGAGGGAGGAAAAGAUUUCAACAAUUAUUUAAAAACAUCACAAACUAAAUGGAUAAAGAAAAACUUGUUUUAAGGAGGUAAGUGUCCUUGGGCAGCUUGAUUUAGGAAAAGCAUAGGGUGGGUGACUUUAUUUAAGGAGUAGACCAAUAGGCCUUUGAUACGGUAUCCCACCCCAUACUGGUGAACAAGUUAAGAGGCUGUGACGUGGAUGACUACACAGUCCAGUGGGUGGCGAAUUGGCUAGAGGGUCGCACCCAGAGAGUCGUGGUGGAUGGGUCGGUCUCGACCUGGAAGGGUGUGGGCAGCGGGGUCCCGCAGGGCUCGGUCCUUGGACCGAUACUCUUUAAUGUCUUCAUCAGUGACUUGGACAAGGGAGUGAAAUGUACUCUGUCCAAGUUUGCAGAUGACACAAAGCUAUGGGGAGAAGUGGACACGCCGGAAGGCAGGGAACAGCUGCAGGCAGACCUGGACAGGUUGGACAAGUGGGCAGAAAACAACAGGAUGCAGUUCAACAAGGAGAAAUGCAAAGUGCUGCACCUAGGGAGGAAAAAUGUCCAGCACACCUACAGCGUAGGGAAUGACCUGCUGGGUGGCACAAAGGUGGAAAGGGAUCUUGGAGUCCUAGUGGACUCCAAGAUGAACAUGAGUUGGCAGUGUGACGAAGCCAUCAAAAAAGCCAAUGGCACUUUAUCGUGCAUCAGCAGAUGCAUGAUGAAUAGGUCCAAGGAGGUGAUACUUCCCCUCUAUCGGGCGCUGGUCAGACCGCAGUUGGAGUACUGCGUGCAGUUCUGGGUGCCACGCUUCAAGAAGGAUGCGGAUAACCUGGAGAGGGUCCAGAGAAGGGCAACUCGUAUGGUCAAGGGCCUGCAGACCAAGCCCUACGAGGAGAGACUAGAGAAACUGGACCUUUUCAGCCUCCGCAAGAGAAGGUUGAGAGGCAACCUUGUGGCUGCCUAUAAGUUCAUCACAGGGGCACAGAAGGGAAUUGGUGAGUAUUUAUUCACCAAGGCGCCCCCGGGGGUUACAAGAAACAAUGGCCACAAGCUAGCAGAGAGCAGAUUUAGACUGGACAUUAGGAAGAACUUCUUCACAGUUAGAGUGGCCAAGGUCUGGAACGGGCUCCCAAGGGAGGUGGUGCUCUCCCCUACCCUGGGGGUCUUCAAGAGGAGGUUAGAUGAGUAUCUAGCUGGGGUCAUCUAGACCCAGCACUCUUUCCUGGUUAUGCAGGGGGUCGGACUCCAUGAUCUAUUGAGGUCCCUUCCAACCCUAACAUCUAUGAAUCUAUGAAUAACAAAGGAAAAUAUAUUGAUAAAAAGACUAUACAUCUAAGAACAAACCAAUGGUGGCAGUCACAGCCACCCUGCGCUCCUUGUCCCUAGAACUUGCUCCACAGAAGGGGGGUUUCCUGGUGUCUUUAAAACAGGCCAUGAAUCCCAACUUGAGAGGAGAUUUUCAGUUUUUUAGCUGAAGAUAAGAUAGAUUUUCACCUUUAAAAAGUAGCUAAAUCAGAGAUGUAUAGCAUACGUUUUCAUAAGAAAAAGGCCAUAAUUACUUCAUUGUAUUCAUAGUUAUUAAUACCAGCAAGCCACAGUGACUUCUUCAAUCCAGGUAGACUUGAUGGAGGCUAGAUAUAAUAAAUGAAAGCAAACCAUGUUGAUUAGUGGAUGACCAAUGACAUUUUCUUCCGGAGAACAAAAUGUUUUUAGGAAUGAUUGGGUGCAUCUAUAUGUGCAUUAACAUGCUUUAAUUACUGCACAGUAAAUCUAGUACCUCCAUUGUAAGGUACUAAGAAAAUGUGCAUUAGCCUAUCUUAAUGCACAUUGACUAAGAAACGGGGCAUUUGUACACGUUUGUGCCAUGGUGCUGGGUGCUUCUAAAAAUGCUCAGUGCUGUGUCACGUACAGUUGCAUAAGCAGUGAAACGUGUGUCAGUGAUAAAACAGUGGCGUGCUUUUGAACUAAAACACAGAAGGUGUUUUAGUUCAAAAGCGCACCGUUGCCAUUUUCUGCAUGCUGAUGCGCAUUUCGCUGCUUAUACAACUAACUGCACGCAAAGCAGCACAGUGCAUGUCGGCUCACAUGCAGAGCAGACUCAGUUAAUCAAGUCUGUUCUGACCCACGAGAACUCCAGCACAUCAUGAGAUGAAAAGGUAUGUGUAUAAAUGACCAUGGUUUUUAAGUGGCGCUUAAUGUACAUUAGUUUUUUAAUAUGCAUUAAAGUGUCACUAAAAAAAAAUUCUAUUUAGUUAAUGCAUAUUAAAAUAAGUUAAUGUGCAUUAAAGCGCAUGUGUAUGUGUGCCCACCAUUGACUGGCCAGAGAACUUAAUUAUCUCAGUAGGUAAAGGAAGUAUGUAUGCUGCCUGUUAAUUGUGUUCUGGCUUCCUCUACCCCUGCCCUUUGAUCAUCAAAAUAGGAGUAUGUAAAGUCUCAUGACUAAAGACUUCACAGUUGAUGGAUUUUAACAGAAUACUUUGGCAUUUUUUUUAUUGAUAAUUUAUCAAAAUCUUUUGUAAAAAUAUAUCAGUUUAAACUAACCUUUUGUCAGGAAAGAUAUAUUACAUCAAGGCAGGAGCUCUGGCCAAUACCAGGGAGGCAUCCAUCCCAAAAUAGGUACGUGACAAAAAGUCACUUAAGGUGUUCUGUGAUACUUAAUGUAUUCAAUUAUCAGGAUCAAACCCACUCAAUAAAAAUCAGUAAUUGCUUGUAA
Messenger RNA from Alligator mississippiensis (American alligator), 6675 nucleotides. RefSeq lists its product as uncharacterized. Gene Ontology annotation, cellular component: nucleus. The transcript is spliced from 4 exons. The record is from RefSeq and is a predicted model, not a curated record. Bases 389 to 2554 code for a protein of 721 amino acids. NCBI's taxonomy places the organism in Eukaryota, Metazoa, Chordata, Crocodylia, Alligatoridae. Gene Ontology annotation, biological process: regulation of transcription by RNA polymerase II. Gene Ontology annotation, molecular function: protein dimerization activity; double-stranded DNA binding.